AAUUUGACGACCCAUGGAGGAAAGUAUCUUGGAGGUAAGCACGUACUGACUGACCAAGCAUGGAGAAGAAUGCAAAGGAUGUUACAAUCAAUAUCAAGGGAUGUGCAUACAGUGUGCUAUGCUAAAUUGAUGAUAAAUCAUUGUCUCUGACAGUAAACAAAACAGGGAUGAGAUGGUGAGGGUCCUGAGGAACUUUGAACUGAAUGAUCCUGACGUGGGUCAGCUGAGAUGCCUGCUACAUGGACCAGUCGGAGCAGGGAAGUCCAGCUUCAUCAACUCAGUAAACAAUGUCUUCCAAGGACGCAUAACAUCUGGUGCCCUGGUUGCAGCUGCCUCUGGCACAAGCUUCACCAUGACAGUAAGUUACUAUAAAAUAGGAAUGUAGUGCCACUGAUCACAAAUCACUAUUAAUGGAUGAAACAUGGAUCCCUAGUAUACCUUUGUACACAAACACCUGCUAUGAUUAUGCUGUGUAAAUUCACCACCAGGGACACCUGAAGUCAAUAUUAAAUGAAUCGCUCUUUAUUGUCAGCAAGCUGGAGAGGUUCCAACAAACUUAAUGCACCAUAGUACACGUCGAUCGGGAGCUCUACCGGGUAGUCCCGUUAGUUCUCUUAUAUACUGCUUACACAGAAAGUUAUAUUAGCAUGAUUUACAUUAUUCAUCAUGAAUUCAUCAUUAACGUUUGGUUCAUGCAUAUGACCGACCAAUACCUCACAAGGUUUCUUCUCUCCAAGCUGAGUCCUUGAAACUGAGAUACCCAUUUAGGUUCUCAAAGCAAUGUUCUGGGCGUACAGCCAAAUUGCUUAUACUGAUAGUGAGGAUUCCUCCCAGGCACGAUCAAUCGGUCACUUGCAUGAACCCAGUUAAAUUGGUUAUUAGAAAAGCAGAAACAAAAAAAAACAUAUUUUCCUUCACAAGUGGGUUUUAAAAAUAUGUUUCUUUUCAGUACAAAACACACUACAUUAAAAAUGGAAAAUCCCGUCUGCCUUUUGCAUUCAAUGAUGUCAUGGGUCUGGAGGCACAAGAAAAUGGGAUGCAACCUGAAGACAUCAUCAGUGCUCUGAAGGGCCAUCUACCAGAAGGCUAUAAGGUAAACCAGAAUACACAAAUGUAUUCAUACACAUGCAAAUAAUAUUACACUGUAAAUGUAGCCUUCCUUCACCCAACAAACAAUGUCAAUAGUUCUGCUCUUUCUACACUCUUAGAAAAAAGGGUUCCAAAAGGGUUCUUCGGCUGUCCCAUAUGAGAACCCUUUUUGGUUCCAGGUAGAACGUUUUUAGGUUCCAUGUAGAACCUUUUCCACAGAGGGUUGCACAUGGAACCCAAAAGGGUUCUACCUGGAACCAAAAGGUUCUACCUUGAACCAAAAAGGGUUUUUCAAAAGGUUCUCCUAUGGAGUUUAGGUUCUAGAUGGCAAAAAAAUUUCUAAGAGUGUACCAACAUCAGCCAAAUAAUCACUUUUUUCAAUGCCAAAUUAAACAAAACAAACAAGUAAUAGUUUUAAACAGAUAAGUCCUUUCAGACCAGUCUUGUCUUUCCUUGUGCCAGUUCAAUCCUUGCUGGCCAUUAACUGAGGAAAGUGCAGAAUAUAAUAAGAAGCCUACGUCAAGUCACAAGGUUCACUGUUUGGUGAGUGUUGUGCCAGCAGACAAAAUCUCUCUCAUGACAAGUGAUGUCAUAGCCAAGAUGAGGAAAGUCAGAGAAAAAGCCAGUAAACUGGGUGAGCUCUUCCAACCCCUUUAUGUUUCUCUGUGUCUUUCUCACACUGUGUUUUUGAAAUGGCCUUUGGCUGUAGAUAGCUCUUGAUAUUCACUUUCACAAUUACUUGAAACAUUGUUACCUACUGUGCAUUCGGAAAGGAUUCAGACCCCUUGACUUUUUCCACAUUUUGUUACGUUACAGCCUUAUUCUAAAAUGGAUUAAAUCGUUUUUUCCCCUCAUCAAUGUACACACAAUACAAAGCAAAAAGCAGGUUUGUAGAUUUGUUUUGCAAAUGUAUAAAACAUUUAAACUUAAAUAUCACAUUUACAUAAGUAUCCAGACACUUUGCUCAGUACUUUUUUGAAGCACCUUUGGCAGCGAUUACAUCUCGAGUCUUCUUGGGUAUGACGGUACAAGCCUGGCACACCUGUAUUUGGGGAGUUUCUCCCAUUCUUCUCUGCAGAUCCUCUCAAGCUCUGUCAGGUUGGAUGGGGAGCGUCACUGCACAGCUAUUUUCAGGUCUCUCCAGAGAUGUUCGAUUGGGUUCAAGUCCGGGAUCUGUCUGGGCCACUCAAAGACAUUCAGAGACUUGUCCCAAAGCCACUCCAGCGUUGUCUUGGCCGUGUGCUUAGGGUUGUUGUCCUGUUGGAAGGUGAACCGUCACCCCAGUCUGAGGUAUUGAGCUCCCUGGAGCAGGUUUUCAUCAAGGACCUCUCUGUGUUUUACUCCGUUCAUCUAUCCCUCGAUCCUGACAAGUCUCUCAGUCCCUGCCGCUGAAAAACAUCUCCACAGCAUGAUGCUGCCACCAUCAUGCUUCACCAUAGGGCUGGUGCCAGGUUUCCUCGAGAGUUCAAUCUUGGUUUCGUCAGACUAGAGAAUCUUGUUUCUCAUGGUCUGAGUCCCUUAGGUGCCUUUCAUGUGCAUUUUACUGAGGAGUGGCUUCCUUCUGGCCAGUCUACCAUAAAGGUCUGAUUGGUGGAGUGCCUUUUACAGAGGAGUGGCUUCUGUCUGGCCACUCUACCAUAAAGGCCUGAAUGGUGGAGGGCUGCAAAGAUGGUUGUCCUUCUGGAAGGUUCUCCCAUCUCCACAGAGGAACUCUGGAGCUCUGUCAGAGUGACCUUCGGGUUCUUGGUCACCUCCCUGACCAAGGCCCUUCUCCCAUGAUUACUCAGUUUGGCCGGGCGGCCAGCUCUAUGAAGAGUCUUGGUGGUUCCAAACUUAUUCCAUUUAAGACUAAUGGAGGCCACUGUGUUAUUGGGGACCUUCAAUGCUGCAGACAUUUUUUCGUACCCUUUCCCAGAUCUGUGCCUCGGCAUAAUCCUGUCUCGGAUCUCUACGGACAAUUCCUUCGACCUCAUGGCUUGGUUUUUGCUCUGACAUGCACUGUCUACUGUGGGACCUUAUAUAGACUGGUGUGUGCCUUAACCAAAUCAUGGCCAAUCAAUUAAAUUUACCACAGGUGGACUCCAAUCAAGUUGUAGAAACAUCUCAAGGAUGAUCAAUGGAAACAGGAUGCACCUGAGCUGAAUUUCGAGUCUCAUAGCAAAGGGUCUGAAAACCUAUGUAAAUAAGGUAUUUCUGUUUUUAAUUUUUAAUACAUUUGCAAACAAUUCUAAAAACCUGUGAUCGCUUUGUCAUUAUGGAGUAUUGUGUGUAGAUUGAUUAGAUUAUAUAUAUGUAUUAAUCCAUUUUAGAAUAAGGCUGUAACAUAACAAUAUGUGGAAAAUGUCAAGGGCUCUGAAUACUUUCUGAAUGCACUGUAUAUAUUAGCCCUUCCAUUCUAUCAUUUCUAUAAACAGGAAUCCCUCAGGUUGUUGUCAUGACCAUGCCAGACAAGGCUUGUGAUCUGGUGGACAGGGAUGUGAAGAACAUCUACACCAGCAAGGCAAUCAAAGAGAAGGUAAGUCAUGUUUUACAUUACAUUAAUCCUGAAGUCACAUUCAAUCUUGAUUGUUCAGGUAAAGCAAAAGUUCUGCUCACUCAGGUAAAGCAAAAGUCCUGCUCACUCAGGUAAAGCAAAAGUCCUGCUUUCUCAGGUAAAACAAAAGGCUUGCUUACUCAGGUAAAGCAAAAGUCCUCGUUUCUCAGCUAAAGCAUAAGUCAUUUUUGUCCAACAUUUCUCAGAUGCAGAUCUGCAGUAAUGAGCUGGGUGUUCCCAUGAACUGCAUCCUACCGGUGAAAAACUACCAUGAGGAGGGGGUGCUGGAUGAUGAUAUGGACAUCCUGAUACUGAACGCCAUGACUCAGAUUAUGCAUUUUGCCAACGACUACCUCUGGGACCUCCAGCAACAUGCA
Coregonus sp. 'balchen' is the source of this 3999-nucleotide messenger RNA. The record is from the annotation of a GenBank genome assembly. Lineage: Eukaryota; Metazoa; Chordata; Actinopteri; Salmoniformes; Salmonidae.